AUGGCGUCGCCGGCGCCGCCCGGCUCUUCCUCCUUCUACUCAAGCGAGGGCGAGCUCGCAACCUUCCCGAACCCGUCGUUCGAAUGGGAGGAAACCGGCCACCGCGUCUCUCCCUACCAGUUCCACCCGUCGCCGCCGCCGCAAACCCUAGCCCAUGGCCUCGCCGCGGCCUCCCUCCAGACCGCUAGCGCGUCACCCACCUCGCCACCGCCUCCUCAUGAGCCCGCGCCCGGCUUCUCCUUCUGCCCGAGCGACAGCGAGCUCGUGUCCUUCUACCUCCGCCCAAGAAUCUCCGGCCAGCCCCUCCCGGACGCCGCCAAGCAGUUCCUCCACGAGGCAGACGUAUACGCCACAGAUCCAGCUUCCCUCGUCUCCGGCUACCUGCCAGGCUCAGCGAGGGCCAAGGGCGAGAGCAAGAACUGGUACUUCUUCAGCCUCGUGAAGCCCAAGAGCGCCCAGGACGCCCGCAAGAGUCGGAUCGUCGGAGGAGGCAAGGGCUCAUGGAAACAAGAGCGAGGGAACGACGUCGUCGGCGCCGAGGGCCACGCCGUCGGGCGCUUGGAGAAGUUCACCUACACACCCAAUCCCAAGGAAGACAAGAAGCCGCCGGAGUGGCUCAUGAGGGAGUUCAGCGUCGAUCAGCAAGACGGCGGCCAGCCGAGGCCGGUUCUUUGCCUCUGCAAGAUCUACCAGAGCCCGCGGUUCCUCAAGUCCGCCUCCAAGAACUCCGCGUCCGCGCGCAAGAGGAAGACGCCGGAAGACGAAUCCCUGCACGCGUCUGCGCCCAAGAAGAGCAAUGCCUCCAUGGACGAAUCAUCCGCAGCCAGGCGGCAGCUCCAGUUUCCGCCAUUGCUUCCUCCAUCAAAUCUGCCAUCGCCCGUCCCUUCGCCCCCUCCUCCCGCACCAAAUCCCGUGGUGGAAGUCGAAGACGACUUCUGGGAGCAGAUUCGUGAGGACCCAGCGUUCAACUGCGGCUGGGAAGAGCUAUGUGAUCUCUCGCCCUGCUCAUUGGCGGCAGUGGCACCGACCCCGCUGGGAUCCAGCCAUGGAAGUCAGUGCGCUUGACAGAGUUCUUACAUACAACGGAUAUCUCUGAAGAUGUCCACCUCCGGCCUCUCUCUACUGCUUCAGUUAUUCAAAAUCUCAUCAGACCACUUCGGCUAAGUCACUUAGUUAAACUAGUCACAACCUUUACUUGUUACGCUUACUGUUUGCUAAGAGCAAGCCCUAAGCAAUAUACUCUAUAUCAUAUACUCUACGGCAUCAUGGGCUCAUGGCUCAGUUUUGGGAACAAUAUAUCAUGCCAAAUUUUGUAGCUACUCACGCGAUGGCAGUUACGAAUUACUGUUGACUCUUGGUUGUAUCCUCUGUGAUGGGAUUACUGUUUGGUACCUUAACUAGAACAUGAUAUGUACCCAAUGCUCCGCUGUUAAGUUUGAUGCUAUCUUGUGUGCAAUGUGGUUCUUAAUUUCUGCAGUUGAUAAUAUCAGCUCAAUCUUGUUUCCCCUUUUCUGAA
This is a messenger RNA of Hordeum vulgare subsp. vulgare (domesticated barley), 1516 nucleotides long. RefSeq names its product NAC domain-containing protein 72-like. Gene Ontology annotation, biological process: regulation of DNA-templated transcription. Gene Ontology annotation, molecular function: DNA binding. The transcript has a single exon. Lineage: Eukaryota; Viridiplantae; Streptophyta; Magnoliopsida; Poales; Poaceae. The record is from RefSeq and is a predicted model, not a curated record. Bases 1 to 1065 code for a protein of 354 amino acids.